Molecule: messenger RNA, 1224 nt
Organism: Pocillopora verrucosa
Lineage: Eukaryota; Metazoa; Cnidaria; Anthozoa; Scleractinia; Pocilloporidae
Product: phosphatidylinositol N-acetylglucosaminyltransferase subunit C
Biological process (GO): GPI anchor biosynthetic process
Cellular component (GO): glycosylphosphatidylinositol-N-acetylglucosaminyltransferase (GPI-GnT) complex; membrane
Source: RefSeq, a predicted model, not a curated record
AUGGCGGACAUGUGGCAUAGGUAGAACCCCACAAUAAGUCUAAUUUAUUUCUUCUCUUUGAGGUGACGCAUGAAAUAUGCAGUGUGCUUUGUUCCUGCAAACCAUGAUUACUGAUUCUGGGAAGGAUAACGACUUCCUUCCAGUUCAGAUGAAAAGGAGGAAGCCAUGGAAAAAAGUGCUAUAUGAAGACCAAGGUGUUCCGGAUAAUUAUGUAGACAAGUCGUUUCUUGACGAAAUGAGGAAAAAUCUAAAUACAAGAACCUACCAGUUCUGGUCCGUGGUUUCAGAGUCUGGAGCAGUGUCUCAACAGUUAAGCAGUGUUUGUGUAUUUGUAGCAGCUUUUGUGUACAUGGACUUUGGUUACUUGUCACCCUCUUUGCUGUUUGUGGCUUCCUCUCUGUUAACGCUGGCUGGAUAUAUUCUUUUUGAUCUUUUGGAUGGAGGAGCAUUAAGAUCUGAAUCAAACAGAACUAGAAUGGAUGACAUUAGAAUUUGUGUUGUGGUGCUUGGCUCUGUGUAUGUACUUUCCCCAGUUUUGAAAACCUUAACUGAUACUAUUAGCACAGACACCAUUUAUGCCAUGACGACCUUCAUGCUUGGGAUGAACCUUCUUCUGUAUGACUAUGGAACACAUGCUGCAAUAGUCUCAAGGUCUGCCUCCCUAAAUGCCUCCAUCUUUGCUUCAGUGUGUCUAGCAUCACGUCUCCCCUCCUCCUGGCAUGUCUUUGGGACUGUCACUUUUGCUAUGCAAUUGUUUGCUUUGUUUCCAUCACUGAGAAGACAGCUUAAGAUGCAGCUACCAUCAAGUCAUGUUGUUUUGACCUGGACUCUGGUUCUAAUUGCUGUAGCAAUGCUAUGGCCACUUUCCCAACUGUUUGCAUUGUUGCUGGCUCUUGUUCACCUGGCUGUAACAUUUUUAUGUCCGUUCUGGUUAAUUAAAUUGCAGCGAUUCAAAAAUAAUAUACAUGGUCCAUGGGAUGAAGCUGUUAUUGAAGAAUAGCUUGAGGCAAAGCAGAAAUAACUAUGGUCAAAGUUUUAUAGGCUGUCUUAUUCUCCUAACAUGUGUAUGUGGCAAUUACACAUUCCAUCCCAACUGUCAUUUCAGGAAGUUGCCUAGAAACACCCCUUCUGUAAUUUAGCAUAAGCCUACCUUCCAUAUGUUUGGAUGUGAGAAACUUUUGUUUGCAUGGAAGCAAUUUUUCCUUGCACAAUGGCACUUUGUGA